Oreochromis aureus is the source of this 2126-nucleotide messenger RNA. RefSeq names its product clavesin 2 (gene clvs2). Gene Ontology annotation, molecular function: phosphatidylinositol bisphosphate binding. The transcript is spliced from 5 exons. The record is from RefSeq and is a predicted model, not a curated record. Bases 816 to 1817 code for a protein of 333 amino acids. Lineage: Eukaryota; Metazoa; Chordata; Actinopteri; Cichliformes; Cichlidae. Gene Ontology annotation, cellular component: membrane.
CCUUGCGGGACACCUGUGCUGCUGGAUUCCCUCUUUUGGGGCUUUGUUGAACAGUAUUAGAAAAAUAAAUUCACACCCAGUUUUUGGGUUAUGUGGACGAGCAGCGGAGAUCAGUAAAACUGGGAUGUAAACGCAGAAAAAGCGGCCAAAUCUGCUUCGAUUGGACUGUGGCGAAGCCGUCGGCGGCACCACCAGUAGCACCAGCACCAGCAUUGGUCGGUCGGCGGAUGGAGAUGCGUUGUGAAGGCGGAGGGAUGAUGAUGAUGAUGAUGAUAUAGCAGGUUGCUGCAGGGUCGUGCCGCAUUGCCUGGCCGCCGCGAGCGACGCCGGGGAGUCGGUGAUGCUGUCGUCGUCAUUGUGCCACAGAAAGAGAGAAAAAGAGAGGAGAGGCUCUGACAUGGAGGGAAGCGGCUGUCUGUCGACUCCGAGCUCAGGCCGCCCGGAUCAGCAGGUUGGAUGUACCGCCUGAAGGCUGGAGGACCUGAUUCAUGAUAUACAUGGUGGGAAAUUGUGAUAAAGUUGAAUUCUUUGUGGUGGAACUGAAUUUUUUCUGUGCGCAAAAAGUGAAUGGCCCAUAUGUUGAUUAUGCAUCACAGGAGCAUCAUAGCAGCUGCGUGUGUGCCAGUUCAGGGUGGAUUACGUCUACAGAGCAGCAGGCCUCCAUCUGAAGUCAGCUACUGAUCAGGAAAGCGUGAAGAAAACACUUCAGCAUACUUUCUUACCCUGUUGCUGCUCGGGGGGUAACCAUUUGUACUGGUGUUUCAUUGGAAGCUGGUGUGGUGUGAUCCCCCGUGGAGGGACAGCUGUUGCAAAAGAUGACUCACUUACAGGCUGGUUUGUCUCCAGAGACACUGGAGAAGGCCAAGGUAGAGCUGAAAGAAAACCCUGAGACUUUACACCAGGACAUCCAGGAGGUCAGGGACAUGAUCAUCACCAGACCGGACAUCGGGUUCCUCAGGACAGACGAUGCGUUUAUCCUCAGAUUCCUCCGAGCCAGGAAAUUCAAUCACUUCGAGGCGUUCCGGCUGCUGGCACAGUAUUUUGAGUACAGACAGCAAAACCUGGACAUGUUCAAGAACUUGAAAGCAACUGACCCGGGCAUUAAGCAGGCCCUGAAGGAUGGUUUCCCUGGCGUGCUCUCCAAUCUGGACAGAUAUGGCAGGAAAAUAUUGGUCCUGUUCGCUGCCAACUGGGACCAGAGCAGAUACACGUUUGUGGACAUACUGAGGGCUAUCUUGCUGUCAUUGGAAUCUAUGAUAGAAGAUCCCGAGCUACAAGUCAACGGCUUCAUCCUCAUCAUUGACUGGAGUAACUUCACCUUCAAGCAGGCGUCCAAACUGACUCCCAGCAUGCUGCGGCUGGCUAUCGAGGGACUGCAGGACAGUUUUCCUGCCAGAUUUGGAGGGAUCCACUUUGUGAACCAGCCCUGGUACAUUCACGCUCUCUACACCGUCAUCCGACCCUUUCUUAAAGACAAGACAAGGAAGAGGAUCUUCAUGCAUGGUAACAACCUAAACAGCCUCCAUCAGCUCAUCCACCCAGAGAUCUUGCCAUCGGAGCUUGGUGGGAUGAUGCCACCCUACGAUAUGGGGACAUGGGCUCGAACACUGCUGGACCACGCAUAUGACGAGGAGACUGACUACUGUCCAGAGUCCUACACCCUAUCAGUACAAGACCUGGAGAGAGACCUGGAGAAAAACCUUUCCCCAAAGACCAUGAAGAGGUCUCAGUCGGUGGUGGAACCGGGAGUCCUGAAGCGACCAGACAAAGUCAAGAGCGAAGAAGACAACAUGCAGCCGCUGCUUUCGCUGGACUAAAUCGUGCAGUAACAGCUCAAAAGCAUACUCGAAUCAAUAUUUACACACACAAAUACACUGACUUACUGUGCACAAGCAACACGCGCCCUGAAAAACACCUUCCUCCAGGAAAUGCUGCUGCUGCUGUUGGAUUCACGUUUUUCUCCAAGUCAUGGAAAAGCAAGCAGCAAGAGAUGAGAAGGACGUUUCCUCAGACUUAAGGGCAUCCUAAGAGCUACUGAUGGUGUUCUAUAUAUUUAUUUAUUUAGUUAUUUGUCAAGUGCCAAUUCCAGAAACUGUAAAUUAACGUCUUUAAACAAUCCAGUAUGG